Molecule: messenger RNA, 4621 nt
Organism: Aethalodelphis obliquidens (Pacific white-sided dolphin)
Lineage: Eukaryota; Metazoa; Chordata; Mammalia; Artiodactyla; Delphinidae
Gene: LPP
Product: LIM domain containing preferred translocation partner in lipoma
Exons: 12
Coding region: 932-2779 (615 amino acids)
Biological process (GO): cell-cell adhesion
Cellular component (GO): focal adhesion; stress fiber
Source: RefSeq, a predicted model, not a curated record
UUGCCUGGUGUCUGUCCUAUGAAGAACUCAUGCGAAACUAAGUUCCCAAGAGGACUCUAGGCCCAAGGGGGUCAGGGAUUGGGGUCCAAGGGUUGUUUUCGUACUCAUCUGCCACUGAAAGAACUGUGGGCUGGAUUUUUGGUGACCCUCUUCAGGUGCAUCCCCCUAAACACCCCCCACCCCACCCCAUUAAUAAAUUGACUUCAUAAAUGUAGUUGCAUUCUAGAUGGCCGCAUUCCUAAGAUGAACUUAAAGCCUUUCAAACCAGUCACUUCGUUGUCUGGACAGGGGAGCCUUUUUCCUGUAACAGGAGAGCCUGUGGAACAGUUGAGGCUCCGCUUCUUUGGGGGUUAAACAUUCACUCUGAGUAAGGAAUUCUGUCUUUAGUGGGGCAUGUUCUUCAAGUGCCAGAGGAGAGAAGGGUGAUUUUUCUGACAUCCUCCAGCCUGCUUCUCCAUAUAUGGAAAUGUUUACCCACCACACUGAUCUAUUGGGAGGGAAGGAGGUGACUCAGGGUUUAGGAGAAGCAGGAUUUGAAUUCUUGCUUCCAGAAACAAAGUCGCCCCCUCCCCCCCACCCCUCCCCCUCCUUUCCUUUGCCCCUUGUUCUGGGAGCCUAGGAGAGAAGGUUUCAGUACUGUUCCCCUCGGGCCUGGGGACCACCUCUUUGCAGCGGGACUCAGGGUGUGUGAGAGAGAGUGAGGGCCAGCGGAAGGCCAGCUGCCUGUGGGGCCUGACGGCGCGUGGGAACAUUGAGGAAGCGGAACUGAAGACAGAAUCCAGUCCCCUGAUUCCAGUUCAGUGCUUUCUCUGUUGUUCUGCAGGACACUCAUCGGAGGGAAGAUAUCUGUCCGCAGUUGACACUAGCAUUGCAGUUUGCUGAACCUUGUGUCCACUGAUCAUUCCAAGAGCUAGCUGUCCAAGAUUCAACAAUGUCUCACCCAUCUUGGCUGCCACCCAAAAGCUCUCCUGAGCCCCUUGGCCAUGUGUCUGCACGGAUGGAGACCACCCAUUCCUUUGGGACCCCCAGCAUUUCAGUGUCCACACAACAACCACCGAAGAAGUUUGCCCCCGUCGUUGCUCCAAAGCCGAAGUACAACCCAUACAAGCAACCUGGCGGUGAAGGUGAUUUUCUUCCACCCCCGCCUCCACCUCUAGAUGAUUCCAGUGCGUCUCCAUCGGGCUCUGGGAACUUCCCUCCUCCACCUCCCCUUGAUGACAGUGCUUUCAGGGCACAGGGAAAUCCUGGAGGCAAGACCCUUGAGGAGAGACGCUCGAGCCUGGACGCUGAGAUCGACUCAUUGACUAGCAUCUUGGCCGACCUGGAGUGCAGCUCCCCCUACAAGCCUCGGCCUCCGCAGGGCUCUACUAGCUCAACAACAGCUUCUCCUCCAGUCUCCACCCCUGUCACAGGACAUAAGAGAAUGGUCAUACCAAACCAGCCCCCUCUGACGGCAACAAAAAAGUCUACAUUGAAGCCACAGCCUGUACCCCAGGCUGGACCCAUCCCCGUGGCUCCAAUUGGAACACUAAAACCCCAGCCUCAGCCCGUCCCAGCCUCCUACACUACGGCAUCUACCCCUUCAAGGCCUACCUUCAACGUGCAGGUGAAGUCAGCCCAGCCCAGCUCUCAUUACAUGGCUGCCCCUUCACCAGGACAAUUUUAUGGCACAGGACCAGGGGCCCAGGGCUAUAACACUCAACCAGUUCCUAUCGCUGGGCAGGGUCCACCUCCUUCUACACGGGGAGGCAUGGAUUAUGCGUAUAUCCCACCACCAGGACUUCAGCCUGAGCCUGGGUAUGGGUAUGCCCCCAACCAAGGACGUUAUUAUGAACCCUAUUGUGCAGCAGGGCCUGGCUAUGGGGGCAAAAAUGACUCUGAUCCUGCCUAUGGUCAACAAGGUCACCCAAAUACCUGGAAGCGGGAACAAGGCUAUACUCCUUUUGGCACCGGGAACCAGAACCCUGCUGGGAUGUAUCCAGUUGCUGGUCCCAAGAAGACCUAUAUCACAGAUCCUGUUUCAGCCCCCUGUGCACCACCACUGCAACAAAAGAGUGGACAAACAGGAUCCAUGGGGCCUCCGGCUGUCCCUUCCUCAUUCCGCCCUGAAGAUGAGCUCGAGCAUCUGACCAAGAAGAUGCUGUAUGACAUGGAAAAUCCACCCGCCGAUGAAUACUUUGGCCGCUGUGCUCGCUGUGGGGAAAAUGUAGUAGGGGAAGGUACAGGAUGCACUGCCAUGGAUCAGGUCUUCCACGUGGAUUGUUUUACCUGCAUCGUCUGUAACAACAAGCUCCGAGGGCAGCCCUUCUAUGCGGUGGAGAAGAAAGCCUACUGUGAGCCCUGCUACAUCAAUACCCUGGAGCAGUGCAGCGUGUGCUCCAAGCCCAUCAUGGAGCGGAUCCUCCGAGCCACUGGGAAGGCCUAUCAUCCUCACUGCUUUACCUGCGUGAUGUGCCACCGCAGCCUGGAUGGGAUCCCGUUCACCGUGGACGCUGGCGGCCUCAUCCACUGCAUUGAAGACUUCCACAAGAAGUUUGCCCCCCGCUGCUCUGUGUGCAAGGAGCCUAUCAUGCCAGCCCCCGGCCAGGAAGAGACUGUCCGGAUUGUGGCUCUGGAUCGCGAUUUCCAUGUUCACUGCUACCGGUGUGAGGAUUGUGGUGGUCUCCUGUCUGAAGGAGAUAACCAAGGCUGCUACCCUUUGGAUGGACACAUCCUCUGCAAGACCUGCAACUCUGCCCGCAUCAGGGUGUUGACCGCCAAGGCUAGCACUGACCUUUAAAUCCAGUCACCUAUUUAGCGGUUAGUUGGUGGCUCUGAGAAGGAUGAAACACAAGAAAAAAAAUAUAAGAAGAGAAAUAGGAAAAGAGAGGAAAGGCAAUUAAGCUAUGGGAUGGUCUCUACUUCAUCCACUAUUAACCUUCCUUUAGAAACACAUAGAGUAUGAGAUGUUUUAAAGUUCUCACCAAAUACACAUUUCACAUUUAAUCAUGUAGGACCUUGAUGGGCCUUUGUUCCCAAGGACUUGCACAUUUUUGCACGGAUUAUGCUCCAUCCCAUUCACUUCUGCAUUCCUUUAACUUUUAAUCCCUAUGUUUGUCUCACUUUUCAUCUGGUUGAAUGGCUUUUUUUAGUGUGGUAUUUGCUGUCACACAGCUUUUCCUGGGUGAGUUUGCCAACUCACAGGUGCUUUUAGGCUGAAGGCUCCAUCCUAUCACUUCCACAUUGCCAGUGAGCAUAAAAGAUAGCCAUUCUUUUUCUGUGUAUUGAAAAAUAGUUCUUUCUGUUGCCCUAAACUAGUCGUGUCCCUUGGGGGAAAAAAAUGCACAAUUAUAUGUCAGGCUAUAAAGAAUUUAAGCUGUAAAUUACAUAGGUUAAAAGAAGCCCUCAUUGAAUUUGCAGCCAUCCUAAUUCAAAAUCUAUAAUGACCAGUGUUUGGGGCUCAUUUGAAAAUAGAUACUGGUGAGAGAGAACCAAACUUCAAUAUUUUUCUAAAGAAAUUACAGAUAGGGUAUGCUGGAUAAAGCAUUUUGGGGUUAUAUUUGAAAAACUCAUUAUUACCCCAAAAUAUUAUCUUAAGAUUUUCCUUUUCCAUGCUACCUGGACAUAAUAAUAUGGACAAACUUGGUUUUCUCUAGAAUAUAACAUUUCCAAUACUGUUCUGCUUUUCAUGCCGGAAAUAUUGCCUUUUUUUUUUUUUUUAAAUAUCCAAACACAAGUACCAAAAUUGACUUUUUCUCUAGAGGAAAAUAGCUAUAAAGAGCGGUUUAAAAAUUUUUUUUUCCAGGCCCAGGUCCUUUUUGCCUGACAGUUGCAAAUCAGGGCACAUAAAAUUGUGUUAGUUUUGUGUAGUUUACUUUAAAAAGACAGGAAAGCUUGAAAAGAUUGUGAAACCACAGUCUCAUUAUUCUUAUAAUCCUUCUGCAACUCAAAUUACAUACUGCAGAAGACAUUUUCAUAUCAUCGAUGUGACAUUUACACCACACUUUCAAAGACAAUCACUGAAAAAAAAUUGCCUUUUUGAGCUAAAAAUAUGCAGUCUCUGCCUAGAAUCUUUAUUCAAACUCUUAUUGGGCAGUGAAAUGCUUACUUGCCAGCUCCAGGACCGCAUAUACUUUAUUACGUUUUAACAUGUUUCUUUUAAGGAAGGACACUUCUUUUAGUAGCAGGUUACUGUUUUGUAAACUAAUUAAGUAUCUUGGAUUAAGAUUAGUUAAAACUUUCUUCAAAUUUUUCACAAGUAUAUACUUUUAAAUUAUGAAGUACUUUAAAUAUAAACAAAAGUAUAAAUAAUAAUAUAAUGAAUCUCUGUGCCACCCAGUUUAAGAAAUCAAAUAUAACAAAUAUAGCUACAUUCCCCUGUAUACCCUUCCCUGAUUCCACAGAUAUUUUUUCAUGAUUAGAAAAUGACAACGUUUUCUAGUCUGACUUUUGUUUCUAAUUUUUAAUUUUAACACUCAGAAAUGAAAAAUUGUGCGUGUUUUGAAUUGCAACCCAGGCCUCAAGAGUCCCAGUUAAAUUUAUUUUACUUCAGUAGGAAUCAUCAUAAAGGUGGUUGAUUUUUUUUUUUUUUCUGUAAGAAGUUCUUAAGCUUAUAGCUCUUCUGAGUUAAUCUGUGGCUCAU